Messenger RNA from Rhodofomes roseus, 612 nucleotides. RefSeq lists its product as uncharacterized. The record is from RefSeq and is a predicted model, not a curated record. The transcript is spliced from 4 exons. Lineage: Eukaryota; Fungi; Basidiomycota; Agaricomycetes; Polyporales; Fomitopsidaceae. Bases 1 to 612 code for a protein of 203 amino acids.
AUGUUCGCCCUCUCCUUCGUCGCAUCUGCUACUGCCUCAUCGGCCGCCCCGACGCCUACCCAGUGGAACGUCACCGUCGGCGGCAACACAACGACCAACGGCAGCUUGGUCUUCCAGCCUGAGGAGAUCAAGGCUUCCAUCGGAGACACGGUCUACUUCAACUUCACUCAGGGCAACCACACCGUCAUGCAGUCAACCUUCUCGGCACCGUGCGUUUGGAUCGAUGAGACGGAAGCCUACAAUGGUUUCACCACCGGCUUCCGCGACGCUGGCAACGGCACUGCCAUCACCAACUAUAUCCUCCCCAUCACGAGCAACGACACGAUCUGGUUCUUUGACUGGAAUACUUGUGCUCUGGGUGGUGUCGGUGGUAUCAACGUCAACGAGAGCUCGACGCAGACCCUCGCAGGCUUUGUCCGCAAUGCUAAGCGUCUGAACGGCACAGCGACGUCAACCUCCUCGUCUGCUUCCCACACCGGCGGCUCUUCUGGCAGCUCGAGCACUGGCUCGGGUUCUGCCAGCGAGACGUCGACGACGUCCGGUGCGGAGCGUAACGUUGUCCUCGGCGGUCUGGCUGCAAUCCCUCUCAUCAUCGCUGCGCUCGCUCUAUGA